Messenger RNA from Brenthis ino (lesser marbled fritillary), 2130 nucleotides. Lineage: Eukaryota; Metazoa; Arthropoda; Insecta; Lepidoptera; Nymphalidae. The record is from the annotation of a GenBank genome assembly.
AUGGCCCUUGAGAGGUCUCAGUUAGAACUGCAUGAAACCACCUCAGGGAAUAACAACGAAAGCCCAAGACUUUCUCCAGUACAAAUACAACAAGAAUAUUUUGAAAACCUACCAGAGUGUGAUUGGGUGAAGUAUGAAUCCAGUAAUCGGAAAUAUUUACUACAAAAUGUUGCUUUUGCUUUAUUUGGUAGUCCUAGUUCAGAGGGAGACAUGUCUUUAAGCAACCUUGAAAAUACAAAUCUAGAAGGCUAUACAUCAAGACAGAAGGAAAGGGUUAUGAAAAUUUAUGAAAAAUUAUGUGAACAAAGUAAAUAUGCUCAAAAUGAUAGUGAUAUUUUUAUGUCAGUACUACUUAUUGUAUGUGCAAAACCAAAGCCUAUUAAGUUUUAUCAGAUUGAGCCAUCAAAUUAUUGGAUGGACUUACAUCAAAGGAAUGAUAUUGACAUGAGUUACCCAGUCGUCUUCGUUGUUAGGAAAUGUAUACCUACAACUGUAGGGGCUAAGCCAUGUAGGGUUUUCAUAGACGAAGAUGCAAGAGUCUAUCACGACUGGCAAUCAUAUUUAACAAACAACAUGUUACCAAAAUGUGUAAUCAUUGCACCAGAAAAUGGUGAAUAUCAAGGAGUCAUAGUUGAGGGACAAGACUCAUGUCUUGUAAAGUUAUCGGUGACUCCUUCACCUUCACUGGGUAUCAAGGCUAGAGUACUAAGUUCAGUUGAUACAGCUAGUACAGUGGCGUCAUUGGGUGCAGUGGGAGUUCUUGGUGUAGCUGCAUUCACCCCAGUGGGACCUGCUGUCUUGAUUGGAGCUACUGUGGCCACUGUGGCCACUGGCAUAUAUGGUCUCGUCAGGUCAUCGCUACACUUGCAUGAUAGAAAAGUACAUGAACAGUCCAUAAGCCCGACGGAUGCUGAGGCCCGCGGGAGCUGGUUGAACAUUGCGGCGUCAGGCGUCGGUCUGACAGCCGGAGCUGCCAGCACGCUGCUGGCCAAGUCUGCUGCAGCCGGCACAAAUGUCAGUAAAACAGGACAGGCUCUAGCGGCAUCUGUAGAAAUUCUUCGUCGAGCGAACUUAGUGACCGGUGGCGCGGGAGUACUUAAUAGCUUAGUACAUAUAAUACUGAAGUACCACGAGCAUGGUGAGAAGCCUACAACGCUGGAGCUCUUCCAGUUCUCCGCAUCCACCCUGUUCUUCUAUCAGGCAGCAUUUUCGAACAGAACUGCCCAACAGAUAAUCGAAGACGCCCAAGCUAGUACAAUUAAUGAGUAUAGAACUACAUUAAGAAGUAACAGGCAUCGUAAAAUAUUCGACAAAAUUGGUGCCGAAACACGAAGAAUACAAGGCACAGUGCUCGGCAACACGGAAAUUAUCAAAGGCAUAAAGAAUAUCGCGAACAAAGAUCAAUUCUUCGCAGAUGCACUCAAAUUAAACAAGGAUUUGAAUCAGCACAAACUUAAAAUAUCCAUGACAUCUGAUGGUCGGGUGAAUUUGAAUGCAAUGUAUAAGUUUGACCCCUCUGAACUUUAUGGUAUGGGAACAGAGGCAAGGACUCAACUGUUCACAUCAAUAGGUCCCGCGAACCAGACAACUCCAAACGCACCUACACGUGUAUUACCUACUGCAGUCGCUAGUUAUAAUAAUGUGGAACAAGAAGAAAAUAGUAUUAUGGUCGGAAUACACCCCGGAGAAGUGAUACGUAUUGGAACUUUGCUGCUAAGAGUGAGCGCUUCCGGAGCUGAAAAUAUUGCUGUCAUGUUAGAUAAUGUCAGCCAAGAGGUUUACGGUAAUUUGAUGACGUUAGCAUUCAAUGUUCUAAGCAAACUAUUGCCAGAAGAGAUAGCGAAACUAAGACUGCUCAGUCCAGAGGCAGACCUUGUCGAACAAAUUGUAAGCUUCAUAUUUAAUUAUUUAAGGUAUAACAGACCGCUAGGUGAAUGUAGUGAUAGUGAUAACGGUAUUGUAGUGAUUCUAAAACAGUUCUUCCAAGAUGGACGAAUUAGACAAGAAACCAUUUUGGAGAUGAAAAAUACUUUUCUGCAUUGGGUUGACGAUCAACUGGAAAUAAGGCGUCAAAUGUAUCCGAAUAAGAAAAGUGUUAUUUGUGAUACAUGUGCAGGGGUUAGGUUUGUU